This is a messenger RNA of Dovyalis caffra, 1833 nucleotides long. The record is from the annotation of a GenBank genome assembly. NCBI's taxonomy places the organism in Eukaryota, Viridiplantae, Streptophyta, Magnoliopsida, Malpighiales, Salicaceae.
AUGGAGAACUUGAUUUCCUUAGUAAAUAAAAUUCAAAGAGCUUGUACUGCUCUUGGUGAUCAUGGUGAAGCUAGUGCAUUACCUACUCUGUGGGACUCGUUACCCGCCAUCGCUGUCGUCGGUGGCCAGAGUUCAGGGAAGUCAUCAGUGUUGGAGAGUGUAGUAGGGAAGGAUUUCUUACCUCGUGGAUCCGGUAUUGUUACGCGACGGCCACUCGUGUUGCAGCUUCAUAAGAUCGAUGAAGGAAGUAGAGAAUACGCUGAGUUCCUUCAUCUCCCGAGGAAAAGAUUUACUGAUUUUGCUGCGGUGAGGAGGGAGAUUCAAGAUGAGACUGAUAGAGAGACUGGUCGAUCAAAGCAAAUUUCUAGUGUUCCAAUUCAUCUUAGUAUUUACUCCCCUAAUGUUGUCAACUUGACAUUGAUCGAUCUUCCUGGGCUUACUAAAGUAGCAAUCGAGGGUCAACCAGACAGUAUUGUGCAAGAUAUUGAAAACAUGGUUCGCUCUUAUAUUGAGAAGCCCAACUGUAUAAUUUUAGCAAUUUCACCUGCCAAUCAAGAUCUUGCUACCUCUGAUGCUAUUAAAAUCUCCCGUGAAGUGGACCCUACAGGAGAGAGGACCCUAGGAGUCUUGACAAAGAUCGAUCUUAUGGAUAAGGGUACUGAUGCUGUUGAUAUAUUGGAAGGAAAAUCUUACCGCCUAAAAUUUCCCUGGGUCGGUGUUGUGAACCGCUCACAAGCGGAUAUUAACAAGAAUGUGGACAUGAUUGCUGCUCGGCGUAGAGAGCGUGAUUAUUUUGCCACCACCCCAGAAUACAAGCACCUUGCCCACAGAAUGGGUUCAGAACAUCUAGCAAAGAUGCUGUCAAAGCAUUUGGAAGUUGUAAUCAAGUCCAAAAUUCCAGGCAUUCAGUCCCUUAUCAACAAAACAAUUGUUGAAAUUGAAUCUGAAUUGAGUCGUCUUGGAAAGCCUAUUGCUGCAGAUGCUGGAGGAAAGAUGUACUCAAUCAUGGAGAUCUGCCGCCUUUUUGAUCAAAUAUACAAAGAGCAUCUUGAUGGCAUCCGACCUGGUGGUGAUAAGAUUUACAACGUUUUCGAUAACCAGCUUCCUGCUGCUCUAAAAAGGUUACAGUUUGACAAGCAACUUUCGAUGGAAAAUAUUCGGAAAUUGAUCACUGAAGCUGAUGGAUAUCAGCCUCACUUGAUAGCUCCUGAACAAGGAUAUCGUCGUCUCAUUGAAUCUUCUGUAGUUACUAUCCGAGGUCCUGCUGAGGCAGCUGUUGAUGCGGUUCAUGGCCUUCUGAAGGAGCUGGUUCACAAGGCUAUCAGUGAGACUAUUGAGUUGAAGCAGUAUCCUGCUCUUAGAGUGGAGGUCAGUAAUGCUGCUGUUGACUCACUUGACAGAAUGAAGGAAACAAGCAAGAAAGCAACACUUCAGCUGGUCGACAUGGAGUGUAGCUACCUGACAGUGGACUUUUUCCGGAAGCUUCCUCAGGAUGUCGACAAGGGUGGCAACCCAACACAUUCUAUAUUUGAUAGAUAUAAUGACUCAUAUCUUAGACGAAUUGGAUCUACUGUUUUGUCAUAUGUCAAUAUGGUCUGUGCAAGUCUACGGAACUCCAUUCCAAAGUCAAUUGUUUAUUGUCAAGUGCGUGAGGCCAAGCGAAGCCUGCUUGACCAUUUCUUCACCGAGUUGGGGAAACUGGAGCAAAAGCAAUUGUCAUCUUUAUUGAAUGAGGAUCCCGCAAUCAUGGAGCGCCGGGCUGGCCUUGCAAAGAGACUUGAGUUAUACAGGAGUGCACAAGCAGAAAUCGAUGCAGCUGCUUGGUCUAAGUAG